Molecule: messenger RNA, 526 nt
Organism: Agrilus planipennis (emerald ash borer)
Lineage: Eukaryota; Metazoa; Arthropoda; Insecta; Coleoptera; Buprestidae
Product: collagenase-like
Exons: 4
Coding region: 1-453 (150 amino acids)
Biological process (GO): proteolysis
Molecular function (GO): serine-type endopeptidase activity
Source: RefSeq, a predicted model, not a curated record
AUGCCGUCCGAAGAAACCGUUUUCAUUUUACGAAACGCUUGUUUUCAAGAUCACAUCAAGCCAAUCCGUUUACCAUCGAAGGGGGAUGUUGUUGGCGUAAAUAGACAGCUUGAAGUAAGCGGAUGGGGAAUAGUUAGCGAUUCAGGCACAGUGGCGAGUCGCAAUUUAAAUUAUGUUCAACUUCACAGUAUCAGCAAUUCAGCAUGUGCGCGUUUGUAUGGAUCAAGUGUCAUUGUUUCAAGUACCCUAUGUGCAUUAGGAGAAACCAUUGAAAGCACUUGCAGUGGUGACAGUGGUGGAGGUCUUAUAAAACGAGAGAACGGAGAAGCCACGCAUGUUGGGGUUGUAAGUUUUGUAAAUGACGCUGGUUGUUCACUUGGAGCCCCCUCAGGAUACGUCCGCACUGAGUCUUAUUUGGAUUGGAUUUCCAGCCAUACAGGCAUCCCAGUCUAACUUUGUCAUUUAUUAAUGAUAUAAUUGUUUUAUAAAUUACCAUAAAAUGCAUAAAAUAAAAUCGAAUAAUGCA